Rangifer tarandus platyrhynchus (Svalbard reindeer) is the source of this 456-nucleotide messenger RNA. The record is from the annotation of a GenBank genome assembly. NCBI's taxonomy places the organism in Eukaryota, Metazoa, Chordata, Mammalia, Artiodactyla, Cervidae.
AUGAGUGAAUUCAUUACUGCGGGCUGUGCAGGAACCGCUCACAUCAAAAGCCAGCAGCUCGAAGGCUCUUUGAUCUCCAGCUCAGUACCCUUUCCAGUGGCUCCCUCUCUCCUGCCCAGAAAGUUCUUGCUUCUUCCUCCCUUGAUUUCUGGGGAGAAUUCUAAUGAGCGACCUCCAGGCCGGUCCUCCCACCCAGCGGUCUGCAGGAGAGGGGGAGCACAAGCCAGAACCCACAGUCAGUUCCCUGAAGAGCAGCGGGACCGAAGCCCCUGUCCCCAGCCACACAAAGUGAGACUCAGCUUUCAGGAGCAACUCACGCCCCAGGAGACCUGUGCAAGGACACUCUCAGCGGCAUCGCUGGGAUCGGUCCCAGCUGCAAACCGCUCCAACAGCCAGCAGCCGCAGAAUGGCUAUUCUGUCAUGUGUCCCAACGACGACACAGUAUUCACUAUGUAG